AUGACGGACUCCAAUAUGCAGCUUGAUAACCCCCAGGAAACGGUGGAGAAGAUCAAACAGGGAGAGAUCGAUGAGUCUCUGUACAGUCGUCAGCUGUACGUCCUCGGCCAUGAGGCUAUGAAGCGUAUGGGCUCUUCGAAUGUUCUUGUUGUUGGUCUGAAGGGCCUUGGUGUGGAGAUCGCCAAGAACAUUGCCCUUGCCGGUGUGAAGUCCCUCACGCUAUACGAUCCUGCCCCAGUCGCUAUCUCCGACCUAUCCUCACAGUUCUUCCUUCAACCACAAGAUGUUGGGAAACCAAGGGCCGAGGUAACAGCUCCGAGGGUCGCAGAGCUGAACUCGUACGUGCCUGUUACUGUUCAUAAGGGUAGCAACUUGGUGGAUAAUCUCGAGCAACUGAAACAGUAUCAGGCAGUGGUUCUCACUACGACCCCUCUGAAGGAACAGCUUGCUAUUGCUGACUUCUGCCACAAGAACGGCAUCUAUAUCACCAUCACCGACACAUUUGGCCUGUUUGGAUACAUCUUCAAUGAUUUUGGGAAGAACUUCACCGUUGGAGAUGCUACGGGUGAAGAGCCAGUCAGCGGUAUCGUUGCCGACAUUGACGAAGAUGGCUUGGUUUCUGCAUUAGACGAGACUCGCCAUGGCCUCGAAGACGGGGAUUACGUAACAUUCACUGAAGUCAAGGGUAUGGAAGGGCUGAACAAUUGCGACCCACGGAAGAUCACUGUCAAGGGUCCUUAUACAUUCUCAAUUGGGGACGUCUCGGGCCUAGGCACGUAUCAAGGCGGUGGUAUCUUCACGCAGGUUAAGAUGCCUAAGUUCGUUGACUUCGAGCCAUUCAGCGAACAGCUCAAGAAGCCUGAGCUCAUGGUCUCUGACUUUGCCAAGUUCGACCGGCCACAGCAGCUACACAUCGGAGUUCAAGCACUCCACAAAUUCGCCGAGGCUCAUGAUGGUCAAUUCCCUCGGCCUCACAAUGAUAGUGAUGCCCAGGAAGUGAUUAAGAUUGCGAAUGAACUCGCAUCAAGCCAAGAAGAGAAGGUGGAAUUGGACGAGAAAAUUAUUAGAGAGCUGAGCUACCAGGCUCGCGGAGAUCUCAACCCCUUGGCCGCUUUCUUUGGAGGUGUUGCAGCUCAGGAAGUUCUGAAGGCCGUCUCCGGAAAGUUCAAUCCCAUUCAUCAAUGGCUCUACCUCGACUCCUUGGAGUCGCUGCCGACAUCUGUCACCCGUUCCGAAGAGAGCUGUAAGCCACUUGGCACUCGCUACGACGGGCAAAUUGCUGUCUUCGGCAAGGAAUUUCAAGACAAGAUCGCCAAUCUCACUCAGUUCCUUGUUGGUGCGGGAGCUAUUGGGUGCGAGACUUUGAAGAACUGGGCCAUGAUGGGUCUUGGAACUGGUCCCAAGGGCAAGAUCUUCGUCACCGACAUGGAUCAGAUCGAAAGAAGCAACCUCAACAGACAAUUCCUGUUCCGCUCUAAAGACGUUGGGAAGCUCAAGAGUGAAUGCGCUUCUGCUGCGGCACAGGCGAUGAACCCCGACCUGAACGGUAAAAUCGUGACACUUCGAGACCGAGUAGGACCCGACACCGAACACAUUUUCAACGAAGAAUUUUGGGAAGCUCUGGAUGGCGUGACCAACGCCCUGGAUAACGUUGACGCAAGAACUUAUGUUGAUCGUCGCUGUGUUUUCUUCCGCAAACCUCUCCUUGAAAGCGGUACCCUUGGUACGAAAGGCAACACUCAGGUCAUUCUGCCCCAUAUCACCGAAUCCUACUCGAGCUCUCAGGAUCCCCCAGAAAAGUCGUUCCCGAUGUGCACAUUGAAGAGCUUCCCCAACAGAAUUGAACACACAAUUGCCUGGGCACGGGAUCUCUUCCAGACCUUCUUUGUCGGGCCCCCUGAGGCUGUGAACAUGUAUCUGUCCCAGCCGAAUUACAUUGAGCAGACGCUCAAGCAGGCUGGAAAUGAGAAGCAAACUUUGGAGCACCUCCGGGACUUUUUGGUAACCAACAAGCCAGCUUCCUUUGAUGAUUGCAUUGUCUGGGCUCGCCAGCAGUUUGAGGCUCAGUACAACAAUGCAAUUCAACAACUUCUCUACAACUUCCCCCGGGACUCCAAGACCUCUUCCGGUCAACCUUUCUGGUCUGGGCCGAAGCGAGCCCCAACCCCCCUCAAGUUCGAUAGCUCGAACCCAACUCACCUAGCCUUUGUCGUUGCCGGCGCAAAUCUCCACGCCUUUAACUACGGAAUCAAGAACCCCGGGGUAGACAAAGAGUACUACAGAAAGGUUGUGGACAACAUGAUCAUUCCUGAAUUUACACCAAGUUCUGGUGUCAAGAUUCAGGCCGAUGAGAAUGAGCCCGACCCGAAUGCUCAGCAGUCUUCGUCCCUUGAUGAUGGUCAAGAGAUUCAGCGCCUCGUUGAGUCUCUGCCUUCUCCCGAAUCCCUCUCCGGAUUCCGCUUGAACCCCGUUGAAUUUGAGAAGGAUGACGAUACAAACCACCACAUCGACUUCAUCACCGCCGCUAGCAACCUCCGCGCGGACAACUAUGAUAUUCCCCAGGCCGACCGCCACAAAACCAAGUUCAUUGCCGGUAAGAUCAUUCCGGCCAUUGCCACAACUACCGCAUUGGUGACAGGCUUGGUUGCUCUGGAGCUGUACAAGAUCAUCGAUGGCAAGGAUGAUAUUGAGCAAUACAAGAACGGCUUCGUGAACCUCGCUCUCCCGUUCUUUGGCUUCAGUGAGCCCAUAGCCAGUCCAAAGGGCAAGUAUAUGGGCAAGCAAGGUGAGGUGACUAUUGAUCGACUUUGGGACCGUUUCGAACUCGAUGACAUUCCUCUACAAGACUUCCUCAAGCAUUUCUCCGACCUGGGCUUGGAGAUUAGCAUGGUCAGCUCCGGCGUCAGUCUGCUGUAUGCCAGUUUUUACGCCCCAUCUAAGCUCAAAGACCGACUUCCUAUGAACAUGAGCAAGCUUGUGGAGCAUAUUAGCAAGAAGCCUAUCCCGGAUCACCAGAAGAACAUCAUUUUUGAGGUGACUGCAGAGGAUCAAAAUGAGGAGGAUGUUGAAAUUCCCUACGUUAUGGUGAAACUUCAGAAGUAG
Messenger RNA from Aspergillus lentulus, 3102 nucleotides. It is a transcript of the gene ubaA, whose product is annotated as E1 ubiquitin-activating protein ubaA. Gene Ontology annotation, cellular component: nucleus; cytoplasm. Lineage: Eukaryota; Fungi; Ascomycota; Eurotiomycetes; Eurotiales; Aspergillaceae. Gene Ontology annotation, molecular function: ubiquitin activating enzyme activity. Gene Ontology annotation, biological process: protein ubiquitination; DNA damage response; ubiquitin-dependent protein catabolic process. The record is from RefSeq and is a predicted model, not a curated record.